Messenger RNA from Lachancea dasiensis, 207 nucleotides. The record is from the annotation of a GenBank genome assembly. NCBI's taxonomy places the organism in Eukaryota, Fungi, Ascomycota, Saccharomycetes, Saccharomycetales, Saccharomycetaceae.
AUGAGCGAUAAAGACCCUGGUGAGAACCAAAAAUUAUAUUUAAAUCGUGCCGGUAAAAAAGUAGAGGUGAAUAUUGAGCACUUAAAAAAACCACAUACACUUCAGCCCAAAGAGCACCCCUCCAAGCGUUGCCCAUUGGUUUUAGGCGGGGAUCACAGGCCCUCAGUAGAGUCGAAGACUAAAAGUACAGAAGAACCACACAAAUAG